UGUGAAGUUUAUUUUGAACCUGUCUGUAAUUUGGGGCGUGCUCGUCAAUGUAUAUAAUAUAAAAUAAGGACUGUACGGGUUUGGGUGGAAUCUGUCUUACCAUGAUGCCUGGAGAUAAUCAGUCCAAAACGGCAGCAAUCGCCGCGGACGCGACGGUUGGAAACUGUCAAAACUGCUCUGUUUUGCACCAGAGCCUGACCGAAUAUGUAUCGUCAUUUCUGGCACUCAAACAGAAGAUUAUGGUUACAGAUGAUUCAAUCAGUCUUCAACAACAGGUGGAAGAGCUGCAGAUCAGAUUGGUUACCAUGGAGAAAAAGACGGCAGAUUAUGAAUCUGUGCAGGCAGAACUGGAGGAAAAGAAGGGUGCUCUUAAAACCUAUGAACAGAUGUCUGAAGAAAUGGAAAAACUGAAGCAGCAAAACAGCAAGACAAUGGGAGAGAAUAAGAAGCUUGAAGACCAGCUAAAGGAUGUGAAAGAAGUGACGGAAACACAGGCACUUGAAAAUGCUCAGCUGAAGAUGGAAAAGGCCGUAGUAGAAAAUGAUCUGCUGAAAACACAGAUAUCUUUGAAGGAAUCUCAGGCACAAGCAGAUCAAGUUGAAAAAUUGAUAGAGGAGAACACAAAGACAACAAGCAUAAAGGACAACCUUGAAAAUAAAGUUAGACUGCUCGAAGAAUCCGUUUGCAAACAGAAUCAUCAAAUAUCCCGAAUGACCAAAGAGAAGAUCCUGCUAGAAAGAAAUAUCAAUGACCUCCAGUUGAGACUGAGGAAACUGGAAAGAGAGAGGAUUAAAGAAUAUAGGAGCACAGCAACUCAAGCAAGUACACCCAAGGAGCAUAGAGUUGACAAAGAAAAGUUCCAGAUGCUGCUCCAGGAUUUGUGGGCAUGUGUGGAACCUCAGCAACAGUACUCUGCAAACAUGUCACACUUACCUGAGUCCGGGUCAAGGCAAGUUGUACCCUCCUCCCCACAAAACAGACUGCACUCUCGUCGAAGUGACACAUCCCAAACUGCUUCUCACAAGAUGAUUGAAUCCUACAGUAACCCCAUGCAUAUAGGAGCCACUUUGACACAGAUGAAUCCGUCUCCUCAAAGACAGAAAGCCAUCAAGCAGCAAGCAUCCUUGCAGUCAACAACUGCCAGGAAGCAAACAGACAUGCCGAAAAGGAGCAAGCGAUUGUCCAAAGAACACAAAACUGAGGAGUCAUCUGCUGACUCGGGCAGCUCUGAAGACUCUGUGAGGGAGAUAUUGGCAUUGUUCCAACCACUGCUUCCCUGCAUCUCACCGCUACCAGCUUUGUACACAGAGUUGGAAUCUAUGGAGACAAAUGACGGAGAAAAGGAAAGCCAUCCCAAAAUCUCUGACUCUGUUCCUCAUCAACAAGAAGAGUCCUCACUCAUCUCAACAUCAGUAACAAGCGACUGUCCAAAAUCUACUGCACCACCAACAGAGGAGAAGGUGGAGUUGCCAGUGGUCACAACACAGGAAGUGGAAAACAUUUCUAAUGAAAAUGACUCCAAAGACUUGGGACAAAAUGAGCUGAGUGGCACUACUGAAGCGAUGGGCAAAAGCAGCACAGAUGGUGAGGAAACGCCUCUUCAAGAAGACAUGCUGACUGAGCAGGAGCCAGCAGCUGUGCACUUAGUAUCGGCAUCAUCAUUGUCUUCUUCCACAUCAGACGUGGCAGUUUUGGUUGAGGCUGUCUCGUUAACUACUGACAGUCAAGAGCCAUCCAGCAUUGUCGAUCCUGGUUGCUUCUCUGAAAGUGCAAAUGCUUUGGAAGAGGUAAAGGAAGACCAGUCAGAGACCACUACAGAGAUGGAUGUAGACACAAGCCCUAGUGAUGGUUCUGGGGCUAAAACUGUCACUCCUGAUGGCAAAGAGUCACCCAGAAGGAGUGAUUCAACUGCACUAUCAGAAGAAACGGUAGAUUUGCAGCUAGUUACUUCAGUUACUUCCUCAGCAUUCAUUGACUCUGAUGUUACAAAUACAGGAAAUGGUCAGCAGGACUCUUGUGGUCUGGGACAGGGCACUCAAGAUGCCACAGGCCUUAAAAUCCAGGAGAAUAAAGGCUGUCUAGACAAGGACACAAACGUGCCAGACGAAAAACCAUGUUUGUCAAACAGAAGUAUCGGCAUUCGUGUCUCCAAUGAAAAUGUUGAAGAGAGUCAUGAAAGUGAUGCAUCCAUACAACUUCUUGGGGAAGAAGAUGAGAAUGAGGCCAAGGGAACAGGAGGAGUUGAUGCAGCAGUUUCUCCCUCUGAGUCAAAUGGGGAUAAUAGACCUGCGUCUCCACACAAGUCUCCUCUGAUGAUGAUGGAAAAUCACGUGUCCCAUGCUGACCAGAAAUCUGGUCAAGCAAAUUUUGAAAGUCCUUCAAAAAAGGAUGUUGACACCAAGACAAUGAACAGUGAAAUACUGGCAGAUCAUGAGCUGUCCCUUUCUGACUCCAAAGAAACUGUUAACUGUGAAUCCAUGAAGGAAAAUAUGCAUUCUGUGUGCAGGCAGUUGAGUCCCACAUGUCUGUUACCAAUUGUAGAAUUGAAAGCUUUAGAAAAACAGAAUGUCGAUAGUAACUCUGAGCACAUUUCAACAAACGACGAAACUCCACAGCCCGCGCCCAGUUUAGAGGAAGAAGAUAUCACUGAAAAGGCUGUUGUCAAAGACUUGUUCCAGGCUGGCAAAGACGCAAGUAACCAGAAUGUGAAGCAAUAUAACUUGCGCUCUGGUAGGUCUACUCCCUCAUUAAAGAGUGCUGCUGCCACAAAUGGACAAAAUAAAUGUUUGAAGCCAUGUACAAAAGAGCUUGAAAAACAAAGCCAACAUGGGAUCAAAAAGGAGGAACCUAGACCAGUGGCAGGUUCAACUACAGUUCAAUCACCAAACUGCAUCAGCCAAGUUCGCUCUGAAAUGGGCCCUCCACUUCCUUGUCUCUUAACCCCCCUGAGCACACCUCCAAAGGCAGGCAAGUCAAUCAAUCCAAGGCAGGCAAUUGGGAAACUGUCAUUUCCCUCGCCCAUGGACCGACUGGCUUCGCCUACCACUCCUGUCCAGGCCCAUUUGACACCCAACAGUCAGCAGGCGAGUUCCUCAUCUAUAAAUGGCGUCCCGUCAUCACCGCUUCAGUUCGGCUCUGCCACUCCCAAACACGCCGUGCCGGUCCCAGGCCGCCUGCCGUUGACCGCAAUGCAUUCCUCCCCGUCGUCUUCCUCCAGUCCUUCUCAGGAAAACUCCAUGAGGAUCCUUGACACCAUGUACCCAGAGCUCUCUGCUCACGCCCGAACUCUGAGCAUCCUCAGAGGCAACGUGGGUCUCAGCAUGUGUUCAUCUGAGAGCAGAGCAUUACCCACGACAACCAACAGUCAGACAUCUUGCUUUAAAACUGUUAACUCGACUUCAACGGCCUUCACCAAGACCGAGACGAGAGGAGAAAAAAGACAGGCCGUCGGUUUGUCUCAACCGAAAAGUAGCAAAUGUCUCAGACUUGAUAACUGCUCUCCUGUUGUCAGCCGCAAGCAGGUGCUUUCCUCCUCCUCAAACAGUGGGGAAGAGACCCCCUCACUCCAGACUCAAAGGCUGCUCAAGAAGGAGUCGACCUCUCCAGCCAUUGAAGCUGGAGAAUCUGCAGAGCAAAAUCCUAUAGUUAACUAUUUAAAGAAGAUUGAACACCAGUGUUUUGAUCUAUUGCCUGUGAUACAGAGCCACCUGUAUGUUGGCAACCUGCCUAAAAAGCCUGUCUUAAGAGACGAGGAGAAGGAGGUUAUCUUUGGGAUUUGUCAAAGUAGUUUGGCAGAUGAUAUGAUCUUGGCCAUCCUGAACAAGCUGAAAGCAGAGAAAAGACAUCUCAGCGGAAACUACAUGCAAGCCCUCUGUAGAGUCCACACAGGGAUCUGCAGAAUGAAGAGAUACUGGGAGAAGACUCACAUCUUGGCCCACAGUCUUCUCACAGAAGAUUUCCCAGACUCUGCUAAGCUGAUUUUGUUCAUGGCGACAACGUGGCCCACAUUUUUCUCCCACAGUUGUACUCUGUGCCAGGCAAUACAUACUGUCACCAAACUAAAAGCACAAGAAAACCUCCUCAGCUGCCUUACAGCUUUCCUUGAUUGGGAGAAGAAUCCUCCAUGUGACAUUGACACACUGAUCUCCAGAACACUGUCUGAUAUCCGGUCAGGGUCAAGCCUGUCCGUCACCGAGCACAGUCGCUAUGGUUACGACCUGGGGACUGACGCUUGGCAGCAUGUCUUAACACUGCAACUCCUUUGUACACACAAGAAGUGGAAGUGGACCUAUGAUCAUUUAUUGGGCAAGGAGUUGUGGCCAAUAAUGAACGCCUGGAUGUCACAGCCCAGAGACCAACAGGGCCCUGUUUCUGAUGUGACCGUCGCCAUUGUACUGCGCCUCAUAGGACGCCUCGGUCAACUGGGAGUGAAAGAGAGGUGUGUUUCCUCUGUGGCAACUGUCGCCAACGUCAUCAACACGUUUGGUAGGCACGGACAGACUGAAGGUGUGCCAUGGGAGGUUCAGUUAGCAGCCAUCUACUGCAUCUACGACCUGUCACCCUGCAACCCCAAACAAGCCCUGGAUGCCCUGGCAGGAUGGAGAGGAGAAACGCCUCACAGCGUCCCUCCUGCUGUUACUAGCUGCAUUAACCAGUUAGCGUCUGUCUGCAGACAGGUCAGGAGCUGAGAGACGCUCAUGCUGUACAAAUCCACAUUAACAAGCAUGCCAAUACCUAUUUUAACAGGGUGAAAGAAAAUUCCACUAUGCACCUUAAAGUUAAUUUUACCUUGCUGACUGGCAGCCUAUAAUGAAGCUGUUUACCAUUUGGGGACAUGAACAGUCACAAAUUGGUGAAAAAAAUGUACUCUGAUUUUGUAGCAGAUGUCCCCUCAAUUUUUAUUGUUAGACAUGUAAAUUUUGGUUUUCUAGAAUUUUAAACUGUCCACACCCUGUAAUAAAUUAAUGCAUAACUCCCUGCCUUUUUUUCUGAUGUUCUAAGGUAAUACUGUAAAAUAUGUAUAUGUGUUCUGGUUUAAUUGUGGCUCUGCUGUGCGUGUUUUCU
Messenger RNA from Centropristis striata (black sea bass), 5064 nucleotides. It is a transcript of the gene ice1, whose product is annotated as KIAA0947-like (H. sapiens). The record is from RefSeq and is a predicted model, not a curated record. The transcript is spliced from 20 exons. NCBI's taxonomy places the organism in Eukaryota, Metazoa, Chordata, Actinopteri, Perciformes, Serranidae. The coding region runs from base 102 to 4688 and encodes 1528 amino acids.